UUUUCCUUUAAAGGACGCAAAGAGUUAUUUUAGACACUUCUGCCUACAAAUGUAAACUGUAUUCGAAUUCACAGUAUUUAGAUGUAGAUAAAAUGGAAGACUCAAAAGUUACUGAGAAAAACUGUAUGAAAACCUCUGAAGCGUACAAAGUUGACGAUGACCUGCCGCUACGAUUUCUUCAACCCGACGUAGUCAAAGGUUAUAGAACUAAAGAGCCUCACCCGAUAUAUCGCAGUACCAACAUGAUUUAUGGUUCGAAGAGCCCGACGGUUCACGAAGUACCGGUCACAUAUCAACCUCGAUCGCAAAGAUUUUCGACACAUCUUGGAGUUUGUGGAAUGUACAGAAAUCAUUCACUGAAUACAUACGUUGAGAAAAGUGUCGUCACUCAGCCUGAUAAUGCCGGACUAACCUCUGUUGAUCGAUUAAACUUUCAUAAAAGUUAUACUCCUAAUCCCAAUGUCAGCUAACUAUAAAAGUUGAGAAUUUCAAUGAAAAAAAAACUAUUUGCCAUUCCGCAUGUGUACGCAUUUAUUUUUAUCGCAACUAUUCUUGAGAUUAUAUCGUGGAUUUUGCUUGCGUGCUCAGUCCAUCAGCUCAUAACAAAUAAAUAAAAUUUAAGAUAUUUUAAUUAAGAGUUUGCUUAUCAAUUGUUUUUUGUACCAUCACGUGCGCAAUUAUUCUAUAAAUGUUAUUACUGCAUUAAAAUUAUACGAUCAAUAGUCACACACUCAUUGAGGUGUUUUAGAGUUUUUUAUACACCUCAAUAAUUGACACAGUGUUUCUUGGAGUGUAAUAUGGUCUUUAAUAUUUAUCAUGCCAUAUUAGGGAAUUGGGAGGUUAUACCCAAAUUUUUCAUGUUUUCAGUCUCGUAACUCUUUGUAUCGUAUUAUUGUAAGGUAUAUAUUAUGUGCUCGUAACUUUAUAAUUAUAAAUUAUCAACUA
This is a messenger RNA of Styela clava, 945 nucleotides long. Lineage: Eukaryota; Metazoa; Chordata; Ascidiacea; Stolidobranchia; Styelidae. The record is from RefSeq and is a predicted model, not a curated record.